Paracoccidioides lutzii Pb01 is the source of this 360-nucleotide messenger RNA. RefSeq lists its product as hypothetical. The record is from RefSeq and is a predicted model, not a curated record. The transcript has a single exon. The coding region runs from base 1 to 360 and encodes 119 amino acids.
AUGUACAUCAUCACCAACACACUGAAUUGGAGGGUAAGAUUUAUUUCUGCCAAGUUGAAAAUCGUGGUUCCUGUGUGCCGUGUUGACGCUGCUGGGAACAGCGAAGCCACUAUCCGCUUCCCAAGCGUCAAUUGGGCUUCUGCUGGGUUGUCGAGGUCCAGAGUCACAAUAUGUAUUUAUGUCCGCGAAGUUAAGGAAGAAGAGAACCUCAAAAGAACCCAGGUCGUUGUGCUGAAAAAAAAGGAGGGUGGUAUCGACGGGGGAUACUUUACGAGGAAAUUUUAUGGCUCUUUGAUAGAGGACGACUUCGGAGCAAGCUUGAACAUGGUUCAGAUGAUGAAGCGGAGGAAACAAGGGUAG